UUGACGGAAUAAUCAUUGACAGUUGGAAACACCGACUUUGCCGAAAAUUACGAAAAUUUUGACAAUAACCACAAAACUUUGUAUUUACAAGAUAUUUGAGGGCAAAAGUGAUUUAAAUAGUGUUGAAAUAAAUUGAGAUUCUAAUUAGAGUGGUUAAAACCACUCUAUAACCUAAAAUGUUUCGCGUACCGGUUAGAAGUAGAUUUAGCUUGCAGCGACUCUGGGUUCGACUCCAGCACUCGAGCAGUUCCAUAAGGAGUACUUUUAUAGAGUAUUUUGAAGCAAAUCAUGGGCACAAAUAUGUCAAAUCGAGCUCUGUGGUGCCGCUGUACGAUCCGACUGUCCCGUUUGUUAAUGCUGGUAUGAAUCAGUUCAAAGGUGUGUUUCUUGGUAAAGUGGCUCCCCCUUGUGCCAAAGCUGUGAACUCUCAAAAAUGUGUGAGGGUAGGCGGGAAGCAUAAUGACCUAGAUGUAGUCGGUACUGAUGGCCAUCAUCAUACCUUCUUUGAGAUGCUUGGCAAUUGGUCAUUUGGAGAUUAUUAUAAGAGAGAAGCUUGUCAGAUGGCCUGGCAACUUCUAUUAGGUCCAUACAGAAUGAAACCAGAAAACCUGGUGGUCACAUACUUCUCAGGAGAUGUGGCUAUAGGACAGAAGAUGGACACAGAUUGUAGAGAUAUCUGGAAGAAAAUUGGUGUGGCCGAAAGCAGACUGUUGCCAAGAGGAUCGAGGGACAACUUCUGGGAGAUGGGUGCAACUGGUCCGUGUGGACCCUGCACUGAGAUCCACUACGUCAAUCCAGAUGGAUCACUCACUGAAAUAUGGAACCUUGUGUUUAUCAAUUCUUUUAGAGAUAAUCAAGGCAAAGUGAAUGGCUUGGCGAAGUACCACGUGGAUACAGGCAUGGGUCUGGAGCGUAUGGCCGCCAUCUUGCAAGGAGUACCCUCUAACUACGACACCGACUUGUUCCAGCCACUCAUCAAAGCUAUUGAGAAGAACAGCAAAGGAGUGCCUGCAUACAGUGGUAGCUACUUACCUAGCGCCGUAGUGGACGCGGCUUACCGUAGACUGGCAGACCACGCCAGGAUGAUCAGCAUCUGUCUUGCUGACGGAGUCUUUCCAGCUACCAGCCUAAACUUAAAACAAAUAAUGAGAAAAUCAUUCAAAAUAUCGUCCGAUGUGUUCCAAAACCCUAAACUGCCGAGGAUCCUAUAUGACGAGGUGGUAGAGACGCUGGGUACCACAUACCCUGAGCUGGUGACCAAGGAGAUCGAUGCUAAACUGAUCAUAGACCAUGAGGAGCAAGGGUAUGCGAAGAUGAGGUCAGGACUUAAGAAGAAGAUGAAGGACCUGAUCAAACAGUACCCUGAGGUGAUGAAGUUGAGUGAUGUGGAACUGCCAGGGUUCGUGCAAGGAUAUAGGGAUCUUAAAGAGACAAUGUCCAAACAAAAAUCGACCGUAAUACCAGGGGAAUUAGUCUUCAAACUAUACGAUACGCACGGCUUACAUGAAGAGGUCAUCAAGCAGAUAGCCGACCUGAACAAACUGAGUAUAGACAACAAAGGAUUCUGGUCACUCCUGGCCAAACAUAAGACGAGACACAAGACCGCCAUCAAAGAGCAAGAUAACAGGGGCCAAUUAUUCAACGAAGCACUAAAAACCCUUCGAACUAACGGCUAUACAAACACGAACGACCAGCCAAAAUACGACUACGUACAAACAGAAGAAAAAAUUGAGUUCAAACCGUUAAAAACUCAAAUAAUAGGCAUUCUGAACGAAACCUUAGAUUGGAUUGACUUCUUAGAACCUUGUAGUGACCGACCCUUCUACAUAGUGACGAAAGAUACAAACUUUUACUGCGAAGAGGGGGGCCAGGAAGCGGAUAGGGGCGCCAUCUACUUCAACAAGAAUAUUGCUAUGGAGGUCGAAAGCGUAUUCAAGUUACAAGACUUUGUCUUCCAUAAGGGUUACUUCUUAAUAAAAAAUGAGAGAACAACGAACUGUGUGUAUUGUGAUAUGAAUGUGGAAAUGGAGAUUGAUGAGGAACGGCGUCUGAAGCUGAUGCAGAACCACACGGGGGUGCACUUGCUGAACGCUGCGGUUCGCAGGGUGCUGUCCAAGAGUGCCGUCUGCCCCACCGGGUCUAGUGUCACUGAGAAUGGACUGUCGCUACAUUUGUCGGUCUAUGGAGAGAAGUUGUCGCAAAAAGUUAUGUUGGAUGUACAGGAUCUUAUUAGGGAAUCAAUAAAAUGCAACGCACCAAUAGAGACGCGCAUCGUGGACAGUGUCCAACUGUCCCGGGAGCCCGGGGUGGUGACGAUCCCGGGGGAGACAUAUCCCGAGGUCGGACUCCGACUCGUUACUGCUUUCCUACCUCUAGUGUCCAAGGAGCUAUGUUGCGGCACGCACUUGCCGUCGACGGGUGCGAUGGGGGAGUUCUGCGUGACCAGCGUCAAGGGGGCCGGGGGACAGACCCCCUGCAUACACGCACUCACUGGGGAUAAGGCUAAACAGGCGCGCGAACUAUUCUGUCGAGCUGAGAAGCUAGGACAAGUGAUCGACCUGAUAGACCCUGACAGGAAGAAGGAGGAGAUCUCCCUGAUCAGGAACCAGCUGUCGACACUAUGCGGCACCGGUGGCGCCCCCUACGGGGAGUACGCCAACUGUCUCGACCUACUCGACAGUUUCUCCAAGAAGGAGGUGCAUAAAAAUGAUCUGGCGCUGCACUCAAUAGCAUCAACAGAAGUGGCAGAGGUAGUGUCCCAGGCGGCCAGCGAGGGUCGCAGGUUCGUGGUGCACUUCGUGCGGUGCUCGUACCUGAUGCAGAGCCCGGCGGCGCAGGCCGUGCUGGCGGAGCGCCACGCGCUGCCCGCCAUGUUGCUGGGCUGCGCCGGCGGGGUACUCGUCGCCGCAUGCUCCGUGCCACAGGAGAUGGUGAGCCAGUCGUUCACGGCGCGGACAUGGCUGGCGUGCGCGGCGCGAGUGUUCGGCGCCACGCUGCAGGGCUCCGACAACGACCAUACACACGCCAUCAUGACGCCUUCCAAGGUGAGCCUGAUAAACUGCGAGCAACUAGUCCAGGACGCGAUGCGGGUCGCGAUCAAAUUCGCGCAGUCGCACACAAAGGAGAACACAGAACAAUCUAGAAGCACACAGAACAGACAACAGAAUUGAAAUACGUAAUUACAGACUGACGGUCUUAUUCAUAAUACAUAAUACUUAAAAACCUAUUUCAACUAAAGAAUAUUUGGCCCCUUUUUAUAUUAUCACGGAAAUACUAAAUUAAUUCUAAUAUUAGAGAGUCCUCGACUAGUUUCGAACUACAACCGGAGCUCAUAAACAUCGCGGCGAAUGAUUUCGGGCAGCGAACUCUCUUGUUUCAUAGCUCAAAGUUAAUGUUCUAUAGUUAUAACAGGUUUAUUGAUCAUAAUAUGAAUAUUUAGGUAAGAUUACCGACUAAAGACCAUAGUAAGUAGACCCUAGAUUCUAGAUUUAGACAGCUUUAGCCCUUAAACGGUCUCAAGUUAUAUGUCUCCAUUUUUGGUGAAUGAAUGUGUUCAUAAAACUCAGUGUUAAUAAGUUUGCACGUUUUAUAAAGUAUUAUUUAAUGUUUGAAAUAAAAAAUUCUGAGUGUAACUCGUAUUGAUAUGUAUUUAUUUACUUUUAUUUUUAAUGUUUGGAUGGGGAAAUAAAUUAUUUAGUAUUUUAAAGUACUCUGCAGUUGGCACUGUAAACUGGAAUGAAAAUAAAACAAUUCACAUUGUUUCACACUGUUUUGAAUUUGGGAUUUUUAAUUAGUCUUUUCAAGGUAUAUUCUAUGGCUGUAACUAAUGUCAUCAAAAUUAAUUCAGUAUCAAGUUAUAUACCCUUAGCUUUACACGUACAGUGCCCGUGCCUGUGAGAUUUCAGCGAUAAAAACUAUUCUACGUCUCCUUUCCUGGGUCACAAACCAUUGCUGCACCGAAUGUCAAUCAAAUAUGUACAAUGGUUUAAAUAUAGUGGGAUUUUUGGGAUGAAAAUCAUACUUCCUUUCCCGGGUCUCAAAUAACUUCAAUGGUUUAUGAGAUAACAGUCCCGGGAUUUUUAUGUAUAGUUCCGAAUCCCGUGGAAUUUCCAGGAUAAUCCCAGAUCUCAAACUUACAUUGUACCGAAUUUCACUCAAAUAGGUUCAGUGGUUUAAAAUAUAGACUCCCAGGAUUUUAAGGUAUAGUUCCCGUUUCCAUGAUAGACACUAUCACACGUCCUUUCUCUGGCCUAAAACUAUCGUUGUACUGAAUUUCACUAAGAUAGGUACAGAGGUUUAAGAGCUGGAGAGCCGGAUUUAACACAUAGUUUAGAUGAAAAAGUAGCUAUUGCGGUAUAACUGUAAUAGACAUAAAUUAUGAUAUCGCGGACUUUUUACGUUCAUAUUAAUGUCCUAUAUAAGACUCUAGUACAUCACAUUGCUCUGUUGUCUAUCACUUCCACGGCGUUAGCAAUAUAACGAGUUUGUUGGUAGUUUUGUCACACAUAGGGUUACAUUAUCGAAAUGUUUACGCGUAUUUUGUGCCCAGUAAUUUAUGAUAUCUUACAAAAAAUCUACUUCUAAUAAUUUCAAAAUUGUAAUACUUGAAAUGUAUUUUGAAUUAUAAUCGUCAUUCAAUGAGGUGAAUUCGGAAAGAACUGUGAUUUCGGUGUGUAACUAGUGGUUUCUAAUUAAUAUUGUUUCUUUUAUAUUAAACGUUAUAUUUUCUUUGGAGGUCUCUCCUUCUCGGGAUUGACCAUUAUUGUAUUCAUAUUUGUAAUUUGUUAUAUUAUGAUUUGUUAAUCUUAUUAUUUUAUUAAGCCUACAUUAGAUGGGGUUUCUUAUUUGUAGUUUUGAAAACUAAAUUAUCUAGUUGAGCCAGAAAUUGGGAGUUUAUUAUGUUGGUAAACAUUAUUAAUGCACACAAUAGUCACUGACUGUAACUACGGCAUGGCCAUCAAAGUGGGCAAUUUGAAUUAAAAUUUCGUUUCAUUUUCUUCAAACGUAUUGAUUAUACAGGGAUAAACGUAAAAUCUAUAAAAUAUAAUAAUAUUAUGUUAGCAUGGUGUUGGUCUGCAGUCUUCAGCACAACUAUCAAAAAGUCAAAUAGCAUACCAGACAGUAACAAUAUUUUUUUGUUCUUUAGACUACAAUUGCGACGCAAAUAUGACUCGUUAAUCUUUGUGAAUCAAAUGUUUUAAAGCGAUGUCCUGCGUGAGCGAUCUAGACGCGAAGACGAUGCGAUGCGCUACGGUGGGAAAACACAAAUUGUCAAUAUAUUGACUGUGGGUUACGUGUCCAAAUGCACCUGGGAUGAGGUGCGGUGCGGUGCGAACGCUAGACUUGAUAUUUUCGCGCGAACUGCAUGCGGUGCUGUCAAGUUUUUGUUUAUAAUGUUAGAAACAGAAAUAAAACGAAACUAUUCACACGCACGUAGGACAUAGUCGCUGCGUAAUGAAUUAGCGUGUCACCGCACCGCUUCGCAUUCGCUUCUAGAUCACUCACGCAGAACGUUGCGUUAGAGAAAUAGAUACUCAUACAAUUCUCUCUGAUUAUUAUCCCCUAGUACAAUGAUGGCUAUUUAUUUAGUAUUUACCUAUGUAAGUGUGAUUGCCUUAUAAACAUGUAAUGUAUUGUAUUGGUUUGAAUGAAAUUCUCAAUGUAAGUCUUCCUGUAAAUAAAUAGUUCUACCUCUAAUCUCUAUUUUUGUAAAUACAUUAUGUUUUAACUUAUUA
Messenger RNA from Spodoptera frugiperda (fall armyworm), 5735 nucleotides. It is a transcript of the gene AlaRS-m, whose product is annotated as alanine--tRNA ligase, mitochondrial-like. Bases 177 to 3170 code for a protein of 997 amino acids. The transcript is spliced from 14 exons. Gene Ontology annotation, cellular component: cytoplasm; mitochondrion. Gene Ontology annotation, biological process: alanyl-tRNA aminoacylation; tRNA modification. The record is from RefSeq and is a predicted model, not a curated record. Gene Ontology annotation, molecular function: amino acid binding; alanine-tRNA ligase activity; aminoacyl-tRNA deacylase activity. Lineage: Eukaryota; Metazoa; Arthropoda; Insecta; Lepidoptera; Noctuidae.